This is a messenger RNA of Rubroshorea leprosula, 1303 nucleotides long. The record is from the annotation of a GenBank genome assembly. NCBI's taxonomy places the organism in Eukaryota, Viridiplantae, Streptophyta, Magnoliopsida, Malvales, Dipterocarpaceae.
AGGUUCACAGCUGGCCCAACCCAAAAAAACCGAGAGUCUUCUCUCUCUAAACCACAGUUGGCUUUAGGUUCACCAGCUGGCUCAACCGCAGGCGACCCGACCCGGACCCGCUUUACAGCCGGCUCUGUAAUUAUAGCCGGCUCUUUUGCAGAUUUUUAAAGGCCUCGGGUUUCUCUCUCCCCGCACAAACCAGCCAGAUCUGUUUCAUUUUCUCACCAAACCCGCGACCUCUCCUCUCCCAAAACUCACCAUUCACUCUCCCAAACACCAAAAUCUCUCCAAAUCUCCAAAACCCAUCCCUUAAACACUCAAAUACCAUCAAAUCCUUGCCUACCCAACACAAAAUCUCAAGCUUUUCACUUCAAUUUGUGUGGGAUCUGUUGUAUUUUUGGUAUGGCUGUUGGGAUUUCUCUCUCAUGGCUUCAAGAAGGGCUGGAAGUAAAAGGAGACAAGUGAGUAGUUCUAGCACCGGUGGUCAAGCUCAAGAAGAAGAAGUGAUCUUCCCUGGUUUGAUUAUCUUCUUAAUGGAAAAAAGGGUGAACCUAGGAAGAUACAUUUUCCGGAGCAUAAUCAAGCCUUACUCACCAACUACGAGACUUCCUCAUGGUGCUCUAAUUACCAGAUUGGCGAAGAGGAACAACAUUGAUCUUACAUCCUUUAGGUUCGGAACGGUUUCUACUGGGAUGACACUUACCAAAGCUUCUUUUGAGAAAAUGGACUAUUUGUUUAGAAAUGGCAUUUGGAUAAAGAAAGGGGAACAAGAAGGGGAUGAAGAAGGUGAUACAGAUCAAGAAAUGGCAGAACAAGGGGCAGAAGAACAUGAAGAUGACAGCCCAAGACCAUUUCGAGCCUCCAUGCAAAGAACUAACCGUGAAACCAUGGAGUUAAUGAUAUUUGAGAUGCAGCAGCUGCACAUCGACUUUUAUGGUUUCCAGACAUAAAUGAGAGGGAGAAUGACUAACGUGGAAGGAAAGCUUGAUCGGCUUGUUAACCAUUUUUUUCCUCCACCCCCACCUGAUGCCACCUAACUUGAUAUCUCUUUAGUUUGGCUAAUCUUUAGGAUGGACAUCUUAGGGUUAUGCAUUUUAUGUUUUAUUUUACUAUGGAUAUGUCUUGAACCUAUUUAUCUUGUUUUAUGAAUGGAAAUGGCAUCACUUGUGUUAUCAGGCUUUGUGAAUGGUUGCUUAUGAUUUUGAUGAUACUAUGCUCUUAUUGAGGGGGAGUUUAUUAAUUGAUAAUUAUAUUCAUUACAUAUUCUUGAUGCUUUAAAGGUUGAUAGCAUGAAUUAAGGGGGAGCAUUUUG